GUUCUUUCUUUCUCCUUUUUCGAGACAAACUGUCUUUCUUAUUUUAUUUUCUGACUGCUUUAUACUUGCAAAAUGAGGGUUAGCGGUGGCAACCACGCCUAUUGAAAGCACCAGUCAGGAACACCCCUUGUCAACCACCACCGACUAUGAACCUGCGGCGACAAUCAGACAAAGCAAUUUCUUCUAGUCAGAGACACGUCCGGCAUAAUGACAGUCUGGCUGUUGUCUAGCUUCAGCAUCCUAUGCUGGGGCCUUAUUCUUGGGGGUGUAGCUGCUAUAGUAGUCGUCCUUCUUCUCUUCCGUGCCCUCAUAAUCUCUCACAAAACCACGGUACCGAAAUGGCGUCUCAAGGACUCUCCCACUCACCUUCUAGUCGUCCUAGGCAGUGGAGGUCAUACAGCCGAGAUGUUCUCCAUGCUACGACGCAUGGAACUUGAUCCUUCCAAGUAUACAUAUCGAACAUAUGUCGUGAGCUCAGGGGACAACUUCAGUGCCGCGAAAGCAGUGGAGUUCGAAACAGACUACUUGGGCCAGAGAUACAAUACAACAACCAAAGACGACGCUCAUGGAUCGUACGCCAUCGUUACCGUGCCUCGCGCUCGUCGUGUACAUCAAUCGUACCUGACUGCGCCCUUCUCUACACUUCAAUCUUUCUGGGCAUGUCUGCUUGUUUUACGAGGUCUUCACCCCGACCAGAAAUCACGCCCGUCAUAUAUCACCUCGCCAUAUCCUGACAUCGUUCUGACCAAUGGUCCUGCCACAGCUGUGUGCGUCAUAUUAGCUGCCAGGCUUCUCCGUCUUUAUAACUACCUGGCCGCUAUCUGUGGGUCCCGGCGAAAGCCAACUAGCUCAAGCUCGACACGGAGUGACUUACAACUACGCACAAUAUUCGUAGAAUCAUGGGCAAGAGUUACCACGCUGAGUCUCUCGGGGAAAAUUCUAUUACCCUUUGCCGAUCGGUUUCUCGUUCAAUGGCCUGGUUUGGGAGGGAAGCAACUGUGGAAGGGUAUGAGGAAGACAGAAUAUGUUGGUACGCUCGUGGACUGAGCAAAGCACAAAU
Molecule: messenger RNA, 1060 nt
Organism: Aspergillus candidus
Lineage: Eukaryota; Fungi; Ascomycota; Eurotiomycetes; Eurotiales; Aspergillaceae
Product: glycosyltransferase family protein
Exons: 2
Coding region: 208-1047 (279 amino acids)
Biological process (GO): dolichol-linked oligosaccharide biosynthetic process
Cellular component (GO): UDP-N-acetylglucosamine transferase complex
Source: RefSeq, a predicted model, not a curated record